GCGCAGUGCGGAUGUGAUGGUACGGCUGGAGGCGAUGGCGGCUGGAGAUGCCGCAUGCGACGGCGCCGCCGUAUCCCGAAUACUGCAGGGCGCCAAGUCCAUGGCAGCGAUGGUGGCGGCGGCGGAGGCGGCGGAGCAGCGGAGGAACGCUGCCGCCGCCGCUGCUGGCAGCGGCGGCAGUCCGAAGUCCUCACCGUCGGCAGCAGCUGGUGCCGGAAACGGCCAGACGGGGGACGACGAUGAGGAGGUGGCGGCGGCGUUGCGUGCUGCGGGCGCUACACCGCUUGAUUCCGCUGAUGCCUCGGAGACAGAUGACGCUGAUGAUGAGGGGGAAGAUCAUCAAGGUUACGUCGGAAGUGCAGAGGAGGAAGGCGAAUUCUCCUCCAUCUCCACCUCCACCUCCGCGGACUCCCAACAGCACAACCCCCAGCCCCAGCCUCAGUCACAGCCCCCUCGAAAGCCGCCACCCCGGCAGCAGUCCCCACACUCCGAAACCAGCCCUGCCACCACCGGGCAGUUCGAAACCGCCUGGGUCUCUCAGCUCCGCCGAGAGGGGCUGGUGGGGGCGCUGGUGGCCGCAGCCUACCCGGACCGCAUCGCUGAGCGCCGCGAGCGGUCCAACACCCGACCCGCCUACACGCUUGCAUCAGGUCAGGUGGUGCGGCUGCCCUCGCCUGACGACCCUCUGGGUGACUUCGCCUAUCUCGCGGUGGCGGACAUCGGCGGGGUGGGGUCGGCGGCGGCAGCAGCGGGGCGGCGGGACGGCGGCACCAAUGACACGGUUCGUGCCGCCGCGGGACUGAGUACGGCAGCCAUCGAGCGGUACCUUGGGGACAUGGUGCAGGAUCGAGAGGUGGUGUUCUGGGCCAGCGGCAACAAGUCGGUGGUGGCACGGCGGCAGCGGCGGCUGGGCUGUCUGGUGCUGGGGGAGCGAGCAGCGCCACCGACCAAUGAUGAGGCAGCCUGGCCGGCGCUGCUGCAGGGUUUCAAGGAGAUGGGCGGCAUCCGUGGCGUGGGUCUGAGCCCCGCCCUGGAGUCCUGGAGGCAGCGGGUCAUCUGGCUGAGGACACAGGCGCGAUCGGCACAACCCACCGCCACUGCCGCCGCCGCCUCUUCCGCCUCGCCUUCCUCCUCCCACUCCUCCAUCACCACACCUACCACCAUCAACAACAACGGCAAGGGCACCACCAACAGCACCACCAACACCAACAACAACAAUAGCACUAUCACCACGUCCGCCUCCGUCUCCUCGGGGAAUCCUGCCGCCGCUGCAGCCCGGCUGGCCUCCCUGCCCGACCUGAGCGACACGGCUCUGCUGGCGGAGGCGGCACGCUGGCUGCGACCCCACCUAGCAGGGGUGCGCAGCCGGACGGAUAUAAUGAAGCUGGACUGGAACGCGAUACUCAGAUCCCUGGUCCCCUGGGACCUGCAGCCCCUAGUGGACUCCGAGGCGCCCUCCCACCUGCAGCUGCCCACCGGCUCCCGCGCCGCUGUGGACUACAGCCGCAGCCCGCCCUGCGUGCGCUGCAGGCUGCAGGAGGUGUUUGGGCUGCCGGCCACGCCGCUGCUGGCGGGGGGCCGGGUGCCGUUGCAGUUGGAGCUGCUGUCGCCGGCGGGGCGGCCCGUGGCGGUCACCUCCGACCUGGCUCGCUUCUGGAGCAGUACCUACCCCGAGGUACGGCGGGAGCUGCGGGGGCGCUACCCGCGACACGUGUGGCCCGACGACCCGCUGCAGGCGGAGGCCACUCGGCUGACCAAGAAGCAGCUGGAGCUACAACAGGAGCGGCAGCAGCAGCAGGAAGGCGCAGCGGAGGGUGCCGCGGCAAGCGGCGGCGGCAGCGGCGGCAAGAACAAGGCAAGCGGGCCGCCCGCGGGAGGGACGGGUGGUAAGAAGCAGAGUGGAGGUUCAGGCGGCAAGCGGAGAUAAUGGAAGGUACAUGCAGCGGGAAGCUCGCCUACACGUAUGCGACUGCCGCAUUGCCGUACGAACAGCAGGCGAAGCUGUGAAAUUGCACGUGUAAUGAUAAUCCUUGCGGAAUGCCGCCAUGGGUUCCACACGCGCGCGUGCGUGGAUGGGUGAGUGAAGUACGAGGAGAUUGCGGUGCGCGCGCGCGAAUGCAGGCAGCUGCCGAUGACUGCGUGCCAGAAGCCACUUGCCAUCUGCUCGCACUGGUCACGUGGUAAACCCAGAUGACCCAGAUGGCGUCCUGUGUUACCGGCACCUCAUGUGCACCCACGAUGGAUGCCAGUGGAUUGCGGCAUGAAUGAGGCAUUCAAGUGAUUACAACUUCCUGCAUUGGCUCUCCCCACAACCGAUUCCCAUGCCCUAGGAUGCGCUUAUUGCGUAUGUAAGGUGCAGGGAGGGGAUUUGGUGGUACGGUAGGUGAGAUAACUGUCGCGGGUAACAACCCGGGGGCUGUGUACCCAAGUACGAUAACCGGAGCCAUGUUUGACCAGAUGAAAUGUGCGUCUGAACUCCUUCUCGUUACCGGAACCUGGGAGGCUAAGUAGUGGUGCACACCGCACUAACCUGCUUCAUGGCUGCUAGCUGCUGCUACCGGCUGCUACCGGUAGAAUAUUAAUGGGGCUGUUGGCAACAGUGCAACAUUUUGGGUAGGUGAGGUACGAGGCUGGCGGUGGGGCUUUCCCGCUGGUUCCGGUUGCGAGGGAUUGGGG
Molecule: messenger RNA, 2676 nt
Organism: Astrephomene gubernaculifera
Lineage: Eukaryota; Viridiplantae; Chlorophyta; Chlorophyceae; Chlamydomonadales; Astrephomenaceae
Source: the annotation of a GenBank genome assembly